Penicillium vulpinum is the source of this 570-nucleotide messenger RNA. RefSeq names its product Cytochrome b5. The record is from RefSeq and is a predicted model, not a curated record. The coding region runs from base 1 to 570 and encodes 189 amino acids. NCBI's taxonomy places the organism in Eukaryota, Fungi, Ascomycota, Eurotiomycetes, Eurotiales, Aspergillaceae. The transcript has a single exon.
AUGGCCAGCUCUACCCCGUCUCUACGGGCCAACAUCGCCUUCGCCUACACAAUGCAUUUGAUGAAACCCGACAGCCUUGAAGCCGCAGUCCAGGACGUGUGGCAAACAAUCGUAUCUCAAUGGUUUACUUCUUCCGGUGGCUACGUAUGGGCCAUAAAAGUCCCCAUACUCGCCAAAAUGCCUGAUGACACCGUCCUCCGGGUUACCCAAGGUGUCCAGAUACCUGCAGGUACAUUUCCGUUGAUCGAACACCCAAUUUUGCUGGUCGUUUGCAAGCGUGCAUCUAGCGAUAGCAGCAAAGCCCCAUUAGACUGGGAUGACGCCAUGCAGAGCCAUUUCCUUCAUCAUAUCUCAGAAACCCCGAACUCGGAAAUGGGUAGACUUUUUGGGGCUGUUGCUGUCGGCACGAGAGUGAGGUUCUAUCGAUUUGAUGGGAAAGCAGAACUAGAUCGUAGAUUGGCAAGGCUUCACCAGGAUACAUUCAAUUUGGAAGAAUUCAAUGGACAUGCACAGGUUGAGGAUAUAAUGAACUCUAUCAAGACAAAUGCGUGGCAGUGGGUUACUAGCUAA